CCAGUGGAAAGAAAGGGAAAGAAGAAGAUGCAGCAGAAAAGCGAGUUCGAGUUCUGCAAAGCGUGCAACAUAAACCACGACCAAGGUCUCCGCCACAAGUACUUCCCUAACCACAAGAAAUCCCUUUCCAGCUUCCUAUCCCGCUUCCGUAAAAAACUCUCCGACGUUCGCUUCUUCCUCAACGCCCCUAUCCCUCUCGAUCCCCAACUCGCUUCUCGCAAUCGCUUCUGGUGUGUCUUCUGCGACCAAGACGUCCACGAACACUCCAGUUCCUUUGCCUGCGCUAAUGCGAUUCGCCACCUCGCCAGUGCCCAACACGUGAAGAAUUUGAGGCAUUUAUUCUGGAAAUACGGCGCUGCCGGGAAUCAAUUGGACGCGUUUAUGUUUUCCGAUGAUGAUGUGACUAAGUGGGAGAGGAAGUGCGAGGCGCGAAAGGAUGAAGCGAGUGAGGGAAGUCGCAGAACGGUGGUGGGUCCUUCAAAUGAUGAUCAUAUCCAUAAUCAACUCACCAGUGGAAAUAGUGAUAGUUUUGAGAAAAAUGUUUAUUCCCAUUCUGUGAAUUCGUAUCCUUCAAAUCCUGUUUUGCCUUUACAAAGCUAUACAAAUGAGUAUCAGAUAUCUAGUUCAGGACUUUCUGGAAUCGCGAAUGUUGCUACCUCGUCGGAAACGUGCCCUGAUUCAAAACCGUUUGCUUUGCCAGAUCUUUUGGUUGAAAGGAGAAGCCAUUCUCUCCCUCAUGAUGGUAGACAAUGGUCAAGUAAUGGUUACUCCGGUCAUAAACAGACUAUCAAAAGUCAUUCGGUGGUAACUUCAUUGGGGCGUGACAAUGGUAGAAUGGUCAGUGGUGAAAGCAUUCAUGAGGGUGUACAAUUGAUCACUCAGAUUUCUUCUGUGCCUACUGAAAGUGCUGAUAAAAAAGUUUAUUCUGAAGCACCUCCACCAUGGAUUGACACAACUGAGGCAGUUCAGAUGCAUUCUAAUUCAAACAAGUUGGGGAAGUCCAAAAUGUUGAAUCCAAAUCGGGUAGGAGCAGCUUGGGUUGGAAAGAGAAAGAUUGAAAUGGAGAAGGAAAAAAGGGGAGAGACAAAAAGGAAUGGGUGUGAUGCCAACUGGCUUCCUAAUUUUGGUAGAGUCUGGCAAUCUGGUAGCAGAAGAGAAUCCAGAAAAGAGUUUGAGAGGGAGAAACAGUUACAGAACUUAAAUGUUGAAGCAGAGUCUAAGAUGGCAAUCAAGAUACAGCCUUAUGUAAGCAAAAGAAUGCGGAUGGAUUGUCAGGGUGAUAAUGGAAGCGGAUGAAAUUUCUUGUCGCAAAGAUGUUCGGGGAGUGAAAUCCGUAUGGUAAAUAUGCAUACCAACAUCUAUUGCAUUGGAGGUAAGAAGACUGGAAAAAAUUUACUCGGUGAAAUGCGGCACGUUUAUGUCAACCCUCGGAAAAAAGUACCUCAGUCAUUUUGCAGUAUUAAAGCAUAACAAUAGAUUACUGAAAUAUGUACAUGCAUUAAGCUAAAAAUGAGGGCUGUUAGUCUGCAUGAAUGAUUAUGAUGAUAGGGAAACCCAUUUUACGACAUUUCCAUUUAAAUGCCUUAUGAUAACAAUUCUUGUUAUAGUUGGUCUGCCCAUUUUUGUGCAGUUAUUGGGUGCCUAUUAUCGCCUACCAGUUUGUUUUUGAAUGUAAGGAUGGUUACUAUUGAAUAUUAAUAUUCAGAUCGGUGCUGCCUUUCAGCU
Molecule: messenger RNA, 1725 nt
Organism: Vigna angularis (adzuki bean)
Lineage: Eukaryota; Viridiplantae; Streptophyta; Magnoliopsida; Fabales; Fabaceae
Product: TITAN-like protein
Exons: 8
Coding region: 28-1296 (422 amino acids)
Source: RefSeq, a predicted model, not a curated record